Messenger RNA from Dromaius novaehollandiae (emu), 7606 nucleotides. Its product is annotated as contactin-associated protein-like 4. NCBI's taxonomy places the organism in Eukaryota, Metazoa, Chordata, Aves, Casuariiformes, Dromaiidae. The transcript has 24 exons. The record is from RefSeq and is a predicted model, not a curated record. Bases 291 to 4217 code for a protein of 1308 amino acids.
GAGCCGUGCAGGCUAGCCUGGCAAUUUAGCCCUGAGUGAGGCUGUGAAAUCGGAGGAGAGGUUCUCGCUGCUGCUCCUGGGGAUUGCUGCUGUUGGGGGGAGAAGCGGACUUGGAGGUGGGCAUGCAUGCGUGAGACGAUGCGGAGGGCAGCUGGCUGACUGAGGUGCCUGGCCACGGGGAAACACUGCAAGGAGAGAGGGGCAGUGCAAAGAAGAGGCGAGAGGACUGAAGUGCAGAGCAGCUGUUUCCUAAUACUCUGUCUCUUUUGGGUGCCUCAGUGAAUGUGAACAUGGAUUCUGCCACUGAAAUCUUCCUGAAGCUGCUGGCUCUCGUAGCUGUUCAUAACUGGAACACGCUAGUGGCAGGCAAUAAAUAUAAUUGUGAUGAUCAGCUGGUGUCUGCUUUGCCUCAGUCAUCGUUCAGCAGUUCAUCAGAGCUGUCUAGCAGUCACAGCCCUGGAUUUGCAAGGCUUAAUCGAAGAGACGGUGCUGGUGGUUGGUCUCCACUUGUGUCCAAUAAAUAUCAGUGGCUUCAGAUUGAUCUUGGUGAACGAACGGAGAUUACCGCCGUUGCUACUCAAGGUGGAUAUGGGAGUUCCGACUGGGUAACAAGCUAUCUGCUGAUGUUCAGUGACAGUGGACGAAACUGGAAGCAGUAUCGUCAGGAAGAAAGCAUUUGGGCCUUUUCUGGAAAUACAAAUGCAGACAGUGUUGUAUACUAUAAGCUUCAGCAUUCCAUUAAAGCAAGAUUUCUCCGUUUUGUGCCUUUGGACUGGAAUCCCAAUGGUAGAAUUGGAAUGCGCAUUGAAGUCUAUGGAUGCACGUACAGGUCCGAGGUGGUUGGUUUUGAUGGGAAAAGUUGUCUAAUUUACACAUUUAAUCAAAAACUCAUGAGUGCACUGAAAGAUGUGAUUUCUCUGAAGUUUAAGACAAUGCAAAGUGAUGGAAUUCUCCUCCACAGAGAAGGACAAAAUGGAGACCACAUAACACUGGAAUUAAUUAAAGGGAAGCUGUCCUUACUCAUUAAUUUAGGUGAUGCUAAAAUUCACUCUUCUAAUGCCCAAAUUAAUAUUACCCUGGGCAGCCUUUUGGAUGAUCAACAUUGGCAUUCUGUCCUCAUUGAGCAUUUUAACAAUCAAGUAAACUUUACAGUGGAUAAACAUACUCAUCAUUUUGAUGCAAAAGGAGAAUUCAGUUAUUUGGACCUUGAUUAUGAGCUCAGCUUUGGAGGGAUCCCAGUGCCUGGAAAAUCAGGGACAUUGUCACGCAAGAACUUUCAUGGGUGUUUUGAAAAUGUUUAUUUUAAUGGAGUGAACAUUAUUGACCUGGCCAAGAGGCAUAAAUCUCAGAUCUACUUUGUGGGCAACAUGUCCUUCUCAUGUUUAGAGCCACCAGUGGUUCCUGUUACAUUUCUGAGCUCCAGUAGUUACCUGGCAUUGCCUGGCACUCCAGGGCAAGAGGAAGUAUCCAUCAGUUUCCAGUUUCGCACCUGGAACAAAGAGGGACUUCUGUUAUCUACUAAACUACACCAGGCUUCAGGUGGUCUUCUCCUAUAUCUGAGUGAUGGGAAAGUUAAAAUGAGUCUUUAUAAACCAGGAAAAGCACUGAGUGACAUCACUGCAGGUGCUGUAUUAAAUAAUGGCCAAUGGCAUUCUGUUUCCUUCUCUGCAAAAAAGAAUCGUAUCAGUGUAAUAGUGGACAAUGAUGUGACCUUGUCUGCUCAUGCCUCCAUACAUCUGCAAAUUUACUCAGGAGAUACUUUCUACUUUGGAGGCUGCCCUAAUGGUGGAAACAAUACUGAAUGUAACAGUUCAUUCGGUGGUUUUCAAGGAUGUAUGCGACUCAUUUCUAUUGGCAACAAAGCUGUGGAUAUGAUCUCAGUUCAGCAAAACGUUUUUGGCAAUUUCAGUGACCUGCAGAUAGACUUAUGUGGCAUCAUAGACAGGUGUUUGCCUAAUUACUGUGAACACGGUGGUGAGUGCUCACAGUCCUGGAACAGCUUCUACUGCAGCUGUACCAAUACUGGUUACAAAGGAGCUACUUGUCAUUAUUCCAUCUAUGAGCAAUCAUGUGAAGCCUAUAAGCACAGAGGAAACACUUCAGGCUUUUACAAUAUUGAUUCAGAUGGAAGUGGCCCCUUGGGACCGUUUCUUGUAUACUGUAAUAUGACAGAUACAACGUGGACAAUCAUACAGCACAACAACACCAACUUAACCAGAGUCAAAACUGCUAAUCGAGAGAACCCCCACACUGUGUUUUUCAAGUACUCUGCCAGCCUCGACCAGCUUCAGGCUACAAUUAACCAUGCAGAACACUGUGAACAGGAGCUCGCUUACCACUGCAAAAAGUCGAGGCUUCUCGAUAAACAGGAUGGGGUGCCAUUGAGCUGGUGGAUUGGAAGAACCAACGAAACACAGACCUACUGGGGAGGUUCCCUGCCUGCCGUUCAAAAAUGCACUUGUGGAUUAGAGGGGAGCUGCAUUGAUUCCCAACAUUACUGCAACUGUGAUGCUGACAGAGACGAAUGGAGUAAUGAUACUGGAUUCCUCUCCUACAAGGACCAUCUACCAGUAACUGAAAUUGUGAUCACAGAUACUGACAGACCAAACUCUGAAGCAGCUUACAAGCUUGGGCCUUUGCUUUGCCGGGGUGAUAGAGCAUUUUGGAAUUCAGCUUCCUUCAACACCGAGACGUCCUAUCUUCAUUUCCCUACCUUCCAUGGGGAGCUCAGUGCAGAUGUGUCCUUUUUCUUUAAGACUACUGCUUCCUCAGGAGUGUUUUUAGAAAAUCUAGGAAUUCAAGACUUCAUAAGAAUAGAGUUAUACUCUCCAUCUGAAGUGAUUUUUUCAUUUGAUGUUGGAAAUGGACCUAGUGAAGUUAUAGUGCAAUCACUCACUUCCUUAAAUGACAACCAGUGGCAUUAUGUGAAGGCUGAACGAAACAUCAAGGAGGCGUCCUUACAAGUCGAUCAGCUUCCUCAAAAGUCUCAAGCUGCUCCACCUGAUGGGCAUAUUCGCUUGCAACUCAACAGCCAGCUUUUUGUAGGUGGGACAGCAUCCAGGCAGAAAGGAUUUUUGGGAUGCAUUCGUUCUUUACACUUAAAUGGAAUAGCCCUUGACCUGGAAGAGAGAGCGAAGAUAACGCCAGGCGUUGAACCAGGCUGUCCCGGACAUUGUAGCAGCUAUGGUAACCUGUGUCACAAUGGAGGAAAAUGUAGAGAGAAAUACAGUGGAUUCUCUUGUGACUGCACUUUCUCUGCUUACGCAGGGCCAUUCUGUAAGAAAGAGAUCUCUGCCUAUUUUGGGACUGGCACUUCUGUGACAUACAAUUUUCAAGAAUACUACACCUUAGCUAAAAAUUCCAGUUCUCAUGCUUCUUCUUUCUAUGCUGACAUGACACUGAACAGGGAGGCAAUUACAUUUACCUUCCGAACGACACGGACACCAAGCUUGCUGCUUUAUGUCAGCUCCUUCUACAAGGAAUAUCUCUCGGUCAUUCUCACCAAAAACGGAAGUUUACAGAUCAGGUAUAAGCUAGAUAGCCAUCAAGAUCCUGAUGUCUUCAGCAUCAAUUUCAAAAGCCUGGCUGAUGGGCAGCUGCAACAUGUGAAGAUCAACAGAGAAGAAGAAGUGCUCUUUGUAGAGGUUAACCACAAUGAAAGAAUGAAAUUUAUUCUGUCUUCAGGCACAGAAUUCAAUGCAAUCAAGUCCCUCACACUUGGCAAGAUUUUAGAAAACAGCGAUGCAGAUGAGGAGACUAUGAAGGCAAACUCUCAGGGGUUUACUGGAUGUCUCUCUUCAGUGCAGUUCAACCACAUCGCUCCUUUGAAGGCUGCACUGCACCACGGCAGCUCAGCCCCCAUCGUUGUAAAGGGACACUUCACUGAAUCCAGCUGUGGCACUUUAACUGGAGCUGACUCAACAUCAAGCGAAACAACCCAUUCAUUUGCAGAUCAUUCUGGACCAAUAGAUGAGGGAGAGCCCUUAGCUAAUGCAAUCAGAAGUGACUCUGCAAUUAUUGGAGGUGUGAUAGCAGUCGUGAUAUUCAUCCUACUUUGCAUCACUGCCAUAGCCAUACGCAUUUAUAAAAAAACAAGCAUAUAUUCAAAAAAUGAAGCAAAAGGAUCUGAAAAUGAAGACAGCGCUGAGUCCGCGCUGAAAAGUGAGCUCAGCAUGCAAAACACAGCCAAUGAAAAUCAAAAGGAAUACUUCUUCUGAUUGGCAUUUGUGAUUUAAUUUAAUAUAAUAAUGUGACAGUCUGACUUUCUUGCCAAGCCAGGGGCUCUCAAUGGACAGAAAAAGCUCUUGCACUCUACAGUGAAUGCAAUGGAUUUGAGACCUAUUAUAUUGCAUAUGUUCAGUCUCAGUGAUUGCUAUAGGAGGCCUCUUUAAUUUACAUGCAUUCCUUAGCUAUUAUACUAUAAAUGCAUUUUAUGUAACAGUGAAUUAGAUAUUGUAACCAAUUUCAUUGGUGGUAGUUUCCGACUGUUCUGAUGUGACCUUCUGCAAUUGAAGUUUAACGUACAUACUGAAUAUGGUUUUGAAUGGGAAAAUUGUUAUGAAGCUAUUCCCAUCCUUCUCUUUAAAAUUUGAUUCUGGAAUUUCGUUCAAGGUGAAAGAUGGAUUUCUAAUAGUUUAUGUUACUAAAGAAAUUCUGCUGUGUUGCUUUAUAGUGAUCCCUUUUACUUCUGAAACUGAAAAUGCCUUUUGAACUGCUGUUGGCUUGUGUCAGCAUCUGCUUGUGAGCCAUGAAGUCAGGUGUCCAAAACAAACUGUACUUUUUUCCCCCGGGGUAUGACCAACAUCCUUAUUCUCUCUUCUCUUUGGCAAGUCUAGCAGGGCUUACAACUGAAGGGUGUACAGUGUGUUGAUAUGCUGUGAAGUCUCUUUUGUAGUAGGUUUUCAUUCAUGGUUAAGCGGUGGCCUCAAGUUCGACCCAUACAUAUUCUAAGCAUUUUAAAUAAAAUGAGCACCACAGAAGACAAGCAUUUCACUUGGAAAGAUGAAGUAAAAUAUUAAUAAUAGUUAAAUUAUCAAGAGCAACAGCACCAAAAAGAUAAUCAAAGAUAUUUAUCCUAGUAAAUCUGAAGAAUUAGAAAUUGCUUCCUCUGUGAGGCAGUAAUGUUUCCUUUGUACACAGGCUGGGAUGCAAUCUCUGAAAACGUUGCAUCUCUGAUCUGCUCCAGACCUCAAGAUUAAGUGUUCAACUCUAUAGAAAUAGUUCCUGAUUGCUACGAUAAUAAAAAAUAGAGCAUUUAGAAUCUAGUACAGUGGCUGAUACUUUAAUAGUUUGGCUCUUCACCCAUAAUAGUAUCUACUAUACCUCAGUGAGAGAAUGUCUGAGUGUAAGUACCCUUCAAAAUUAAACAGAUAUUUAGUAUCUUAAAAGUGUAAAUAAAAGCUAUCUAUGAUUUUGUAUAAAUGAAUUAUGGGACAUGCAGGGUAGGAUUAAGUUGUCUAAGCAGAAUGUCACUUUAGAUACCAUAGGGGAUCUGAAAUAUGUUUGGCCUGGUGGGCAUGUCACAAGAUCUACAGAAGAUAUGUGUCCUUUGGAAGAGGCAUCUGGAAGUCAGGUAGGAUGAAGGCAUCUAAAAUGGCACUAGAUACCUGUAUUCAGGUAACUGGUUCCCACCCAAAGGGUUUUGUUUGUGAUUUUUUUCAAAGAGAAGACUGUGUGCCUAGAACUUGGAUCUAGGGAAGGAUUCAGGACUUCUGUGUCCCUGUGGAUUUGAAAGAUUUAAAUUUCAAAAUAUUUUAGAACUGAUUUAUGUCUGCUCCCAUUGAAAGCAAUGAUAACACUCCUUUUCUUUCAGUGGGGAGGAACAGAACUAGACCCUGUACUGUGAACUUUAGAAAAUAUUUACCGUAGAUACUUGAGAACAUUAUAAAGGCCCGUAAACCUGAGAUGAUGUGCCAAAGUCUUGAAUGUUUAGAUUACUUUACAUAAAUUAUAGUUGUAAAUAAAUGUCAAGCUGAGAUAUCUUUGAUAAUAUCAUCUUUUAAAGUUGGUUUUCUUCCAUCAAUUUACAGCUUUUGUUUUCAGGAUCUUACAGUUCCUUUUCUGUUUCCUCCUGUGCAGCUUUACUUCAUUUUUAGGAAAAAAAUCUUUCCCUUUUUGAUGACUUCGGUUGCCUCUGCAACCAAAAAUUAUACAGAUGCACAGACUUUUUGUUCUACUCAUUUUUGUAGUUCUGGGUGCAUCGGUAGUAGUAGACUAAUCAGACCCAGGUCCCAGGCUGAAGAAGUACAUUUGUAUGUGUUACUAUAUUCCCUGGUACAGUUUGGUCCUGGACAGCUAGCUCACUUAUAGAAAGGUGGCACCAGAACACAGGGGGAGGAUGCUGGACUGUUUCCAAAAGGUUAUGUGCAUGAGGAAACCCCAUUUUAUGGAUGGGGAGAGGAGGAGAUGAAAAAAAAGUGUGCCUGAGUCAGGUCAGCAAGCGUACCCACUCUUUAGCUUACUACUUUAGACACUCUCAGUCUAGUCAGUUACUCUAAAGUGACAAUUAUGUUCCUUCCUCUUCAAGGGUUUGAUCUAAAUUGCACUGCAUUUGAGAGGAGUCCUUCCAUGGGCUUCCCUGAAACUUAGUCCUCUAAGUCUCGAGUCCUUCCCUUCCCACAGUAGAUGUACCAGUGUCCACCCUCUUGCAUCACUUGUAACAACUCUUUUGACACUGACUCACUGUCAGAGUCCCAGUUAGCUCCAUUUUAUUCAGUGCAGGAGAUAGUAAUUGUGGGAGAAAAUUUAUAUGAUGGUGGUAAUUAUAAUACAUUAGACACGUCACCAAAACAAUUUAAUUAAUUAUAAAAGAGAGAGUUUUCGUCUGUGAGCUAUACUAACCUAAUAAAACCCAAAGCAUGUGCACACCAGGACAAGUUGGAAGCACGUCAGUCUAACUUUCCAGUCAUUUUUUGUUUUUUCUUCCACUUCUUAGUUAACUUUACAUUGUGUAUCUCAGCAGAGAGAGAGGUUUCUUCCUUCACUUUGUUUUCUUCCAAAUGAACGAUUGCUUUCUUUCACUGUUCUAUAGGUCUUUCUUAAGGGCAAGAUGGAAGGCAAUAGCUGAGUAAAACCCCAAUUUCACAGACUAGUUAAAAGGGGGUGGGGAAAAAUGCCUGUGUGAAUGACACACCAUUUCAUUCAAAGAUCUUUUUAUGGCACUUUAUUAUGUGAAGGAUUCUAAGGGGGAAAACAGGUAGAUUUGGUGGAAUAGACAUCUAUCUGCAGAUUUGUAGCAUACAGUGAUGAUGUCUCUCAGAAGAAGGGAAUGCCCGCUUUCCUCCGUGGAAAGAGUGAUCAUGUAUUCGCUACCUGGGUCCAGAAUAUACAGGUUCAUAGUCAGCGAAGCAGUGUUUUCCAUCGCUUGCUGCGUUUCUGUGGGUUCAACAAAAUGGUGGCACCAAAGUGCGCCGAGACGUCGAACACCAUUGUGCUGUCCCUUCUUUCCAACGUGUGACCUUCCACCUCUCUGUUAAUAAAAGAAACACUUUUUACAGUAAAGUGAGGAAAAUAUUUUUUAAAAAAUUUGUAUACAAAAGUUUAAAACUGAGGACAAUAUACUGAUUCUUUUUUUUUAAACAGUAAAGAAAUGUAGACGUGCAUAUAA